UAUUGUGUUCCUGAAAGUAGAGUGAGAACGCGCUUCUUCAUUCUUUCGCUGUCUUCCGUGCCUUUCGAUGCUUCCAUUUCUAGUCUCCUGCUCUACUCAGAAGUUCUAGAACAAUCGGAACCUCCCUCCUAUGCUUCCUCUUCAAACUCAUCGGAGCACGGCAUAGCCUCUGCUUUACUUCAGCUGUCGGAGACACCGAAAAAGGGAGAAACGAUGAGCACCGUCGAUAAGAUGCUGAUAAAAGGAAUCCGGAGUUUCGACCCGGAGAACAAGAACGUCAUCACCUUCUUCAGACCCCUAACCCUAAUCGUCGGCCCCAACGGCGCUGGCAAAACCACCAUUAUAGAGUGCUUGAAGCUUUCUUGCACUGGCGAUUUGCCCCCAAAUGCGAGGUCCGGUCAAAGUUUCAUUCAUGAUCCCAAGGUUGCAGGGGAAACAGAGACAAAGGGUCAAAUUAAGCUGCGGUUCAAGACGGCAGCAGGAAAGGAUGUAGUCUGUGUAAGGUCAUUCCAGCUGACACAGAAGGGAUCAAAGAUGGAGUAUAAAGCUAUCGAGAGUGUGCUUCAAACUAUAAACCCGCAUAGUGGAGAGAAAGUUUGUCUUAGCUAUAGAUGUGCUGACAUGGAUCGGGAAAUACCUGCUCUAAUGGGUGUCUCAAAAGCUAUUCUUGAAAAUGUUGUAUUUGUACACCAAGACGAAGCCAAUUGGCCUUUGCAAGAUCCUGCAACAUUAAAAAGGAAGUUUGAUGAUAUCUUCUCUGCUACCAGAUAUACAAAAGCAUUAGAAGUCAUAAAGAAGCUUCACAAGGAUCAGGCUCUGGAGAUAAAAUCUUACAAGCUGAAAUUGGAAAAUCUGCAGAACUUGAAAAAUAAUGCAUUCAAGCUUCGGGAGAGCAUAGCUCAAGAUCAAGAACAGACAGAGCUUUCGCAAAAUCAAAUGCAGGACUUAGAAAAAGCAAUCCAAAAUGUUGAUGUUAAAAUUCGUCAUACUGAAGCAACAUUGAAAGAACUGAGAGACAAAGUUCAGCAGAAAACAGUCAAGAAUGCCGAAAGAAGUACUUUGAUUAAUGGGCAGAGGCGACAGUAUAACGAUCUUGAUGAAGAAAAUGAAGGUUUAAAUGAUGGAAUGGAAAACAAGUUUGAUGAAAGGAUCUUGCGAUUAGAGGGUAAAAUUGAAAGGUCAAAGAGGGAAAUUAAGGAAUUUGAUGACAUGAUUUCAGCUGCAGAAAAAAAAUUAACGAAUUAUGUUACAGAGAUCAGCAAGCUUCAAAGAGAUGCUGAAAUUCAUAUAUUGUCAAAGGAUGAAAGGGAUUCAGCAAUUCAAAAAUUGUUUGCAACGCACAAUUUGGGGUCUCUUCCAAGUAACAUUACUGAUGCGGUUGCUUUGGAUCUCACUGAUAGAAUAGAAUCAAGACUGACGGAUCUCGAUAAUGUUUUGCAAAGCAAAAAGAAUUCAAAUGACAAGGAACUAAAGAUGGCAUGGGAUCUUUACUUGGAUGCAAAUGAACGCUGGAAAAAUGCCGAAGCUCAAAAGCAGGCAAAAUUAGAAAUCAAGAAUGCUAUCUUGAAACGAAUAGAAGGAAAGAAAAUUGAGCGUGAUUCACUUGAACUUCAAAUCUCUGAUGUAGAUCUUUCUCGCAUUGAUGAAAGAGAAAAGAACAUGCAAAUUGAGGUUGAGAGGAGGAAAAAUCAGCUUGACCAAAGAAAUUUUGGAGCAAACAUACAACAGAAGUGGCAAGAAUUACAAUCCAUAGAUCAAAAGAUCAAUGAUCUUAAUCGAGAGAAAUCAUUUAUAGCAGUUGAUGCUGAGGAGAGAGUAAGACUGUCACUGAAGAAGAAUGACUUAGAGAAUCACAAGAAAAAACACCAAAAGUUGUAAGCACACUUUUCUAGUUCUGGCCUUGUGUAUUCUAAACUAUUAUCUAGUAUAUCCUUUUUUAUUU
Rubroshorea leprosula is the source of this 1942-nucleotide messenger RNA. NCBI's taxonomy places the organism in Eukaryota, Viridiplantae, Streptophyta, Magnoliopsida, Malvales, Dipterocarpaceae. The record is from the annotation of a GenBank genome assembly.